Callorhinus ursinus (northern fur seal) is the source of this 7971-nucleotide messenger RNA. RefSeq names its product ring finger protein 152 (gene RNF152). Gene Ontology annotation, cellular component: lysosome; lysosomal membrane. The record is from RefSeq and is a predicted model, not a curated record. Gene Ontology annotation, molecular function: ubiquitin protein ligase activity. Lineage: Eukaryota; Metazoa; Chordata; Mammalia; Carnivora; Otariidae. Gene Ontology annotation, biological process: apoptotic process; positive regulation of autophagy; negative regulation of TORC1 signaling.
AGCGCCUGGCGGCGGUGUCCGACCGGGAGCGCCGAGGGCGGCGGGCAGGUGGGGCGCCUCCCGAAGGGCCGAGCCGGGAGCCGGGGCUGCAGGCGCCGACGCCGCGCUCCCCGCGGCCGCCCCGCAGCCCGCCCCGCGCGUCUGGCCGAGCGGGUGGCGGGCGCGCCGGGACCAUCCCGCGAUGCUGCCGCCGCCGCCUCUGUAGGUAGCGCCCUAGCCCGCUGCAGAGAGAGAAAUGAACACACUUGAGUAUGCUCUAUGUCCCUGAGCUCCCCGGUCACCUCACGACUUUGGAAAGACAAGAAGGAAGGCGUGGGAGUGCCAGCCCCUGAGAACAAGCUCCUUGCCCUUGGCCUUGGCCCUCCUGCUUCCUGGCCACAGCCACGGCCACGAUGGAGACGCUCUCCCAAGAUUCCUUGCUGGAAUGUCAGAUCUGUUUCAACUACUACAGCCCCCGGCGAAGGCCCAAGUUGCUGGAUUGCAAACACACAUGCUGCUCGGUGUGCCUCCAGCAGAUGAGGACGAGCCAGAAGGACGUAAGGUGCCCCUGGUGCCGGGGCAUCACCAAGCUGCCCCCGGGCUUCUCUGUGUCGCAGCUCCCCGACGACCCCGAGGUCCUUGCGGUCAUCGCCAUCCCGCACGCGUCCGAGCACACCCCAGUGUUCAUCAAACUUCCCAGCAAUGGGUGCUACAUGCUGCCCCUGCCCAUCUCCAAGGAGCGAGCGCUGCUGCCGGGAGACAUGAGCUGCCGCCUGCUGCCCGGGAGCCAGCAGAAGGCCGUCACCGUGGUGACCGUCCCCACAGAGCAGCAACCUCUGCAGGGCGGGGCGCCCCCGGAGGCGGGGGAGGAGGAGCCAGACAGGCGGGGCGUGGCGAAAAGCUCCACCUGGUCCGGGGUGUGCACUGUGAUCCUGGUGGCCUGCGUUCUCGUCUUCCUGCUGGGCAUCGUGCUGCACAACAUGUCUUGCAUUUCUAAGCGCUUCACUGUGAUCUCCUGUGGCUGAACAGGGCUGCAGGGAAGUCUCUCUUGGGUGCCAACUCGGGGUUGAGCAGGUGUUGGUGAUGGGAUCGCAGCGAGAAGAUGGGGGGCGACGCUGAUCAUUUGGUGCCAGCCAUGGCCUCUGGGCUACCACUUGAUUAACCGGAGACAGACACGAAGGGCAGACGUGAGGUCUCAGCAAGCUACCGGGCCAGUCGUUCUGAGUGUUGGUGGCAACAGCUUCCAGGACGAUUGCAUGCAUCCUCAUAAUCAUUUAUUAAAUGGACUGUAAUUUAUGAUUUGUCCAAAUCAUGUUACGAGAUAGACCUAAUCUACUUAGAUGUUAAACCGUGCAAGUGCAUACAAUGUGAUCUCUAAAUGUGGUAGAUUAAAACAGAGAUGCUUAUGUAUACAAGUAGAAUUAAACCUGAGAAUCCACGUAAAACUUCAGCGACGACGUGCAGUGCUGGUUUCUUUCCCCUUUGUAAUGGAAAUCCAGUCUUCAUUUAGUUGCUGAGGCUUUUUAUACUUUUUGAAUGGCACCCAAAUUAAAAUAAGUGAAGGGGACGGUCAUUUUUUUUUUUGGAGAAAAUGUCUGAACGAGUGUUUCCAGUGUGUUGUGUUUUGUUACAUACCUUCAUUUUUCUUCCCUUGUAAUUAGAGCUCGCUACGUGUUUAUUAAACUGAAAGCCCAACAGGGGAGCAAUAAACUGAGUAAUAAUGAGAAAUGCCUAAUCCCACAGGAACCCUAUAUGCCAAUUUUUCUCAAGCCAUCUCACAAAAUAAGAAUUUUAAAUGUAAAUAUUGUGUACUUGUGUGUGUGUGCAUGUGUGUGUGCGCGCGCGUGCGUGUGUGUGUCAUUUGAUUUACCUCAGGUUUUGAAUCUUUUCAGAAGAAUCCCAGGAGUAAGACUGUGGGCCUGAAUGAGUCCAGGGUCUGACUCGGUGGCCACCUCUUGGGCACUGGGAUCCGCCCAGUGAAGUGUCGCACACUCGUCACUUCCAACAUUUGCUCCUCUUCUGUGUAUUCAAGUCCUGUAUUCUGUGAGGCACAAAUGAAAGUAACAGAAGAUUCUGUCUUUUCUCCCAGUUUGGAGGUAUUGUAAUAGAUGUGAGUGUUGUCCAUCGAUGACAAACCUGGACUGACAUUUUAAUAGUCCAUGAUUGCUUUUUGAAAGAUGCUCCGUGAAAGUUAAACUGUAGGAUUCCAGUUUCUUCUUGUGGGUAUAAGUGAGAAAAUCUCUUGUAUUUCAAAAUAUGUUUAUUGAGAAAAGUGACAAGAUAAACUAAGAACUCACGUUCCCAAUCUAAGUGGAUCAGUUCAUCAUAAAUUCUCAAAUACUCUUAAAUGUGCAGAUGCUGGUGAAGAAAGGUCUGCUGGCGUUAAGUGGUAAAUUCCUGGGCCUGGAUGUGUGUGUGUUCAGAAAAAGCUGUGAGCUUUACAAUUCUCUUCUAAUUUCUUUUAUGGAAUUCAUGAAGCAAGUGUAUUUGAGAGCUAAAAGUAGAAAUUAGGUUAAAAUGCCGUUUUAUUGUGUAAGCUAUUGGGCAUUAUACAAUAAAUAAUCUAGGAUUUAUUUGGUAUUAAUAAUUUAGGUAUCAUAUUAGCUGAAUACUGUCCUCUAUUACGUAACAUAAUAUACUGUUGGGUUAGUGUUGAUUUCUCAAACUCUGCCAGGCUGCCGUGAUGCAUGUCUGACCUAAUUUCUAUUCCUCUCAGAGGAAAAACCCCACAGAUAAUGUUCCAUUAAGAAUGCUACAUUUCAAUCGCUUCUCGGCCUUUUGGCUAAGAUCAAGUGAAGAAUGCUACAUUUCAAAUGGACUUGACCCUUGCAAUUUUCAGCCAGGCCAUAUUUGAGUUAAUUUUGUGAAUGAUAUCUACAUCUGUUUAUGUACAGUAUAAAAUGACUGGCCCUGUAGUGCAGUAUGUCCUGGAGUUCUACGUGUUAAGUAGGUUACACAUAGACACUAAUGUGCGUGGCGAUAGGGCGCCCUGUGUUUCUUAGUGCAAAGCCGUAGAGUAAAAAUGUCCACGUAACUUAAAAACAAUCUCUUGACUUUACAGUUUAAGGUAACAAUAACACCAAAAUCAGAAUUUUGUGUGUGCGUCUUACUGACCUAAGAAAUAUUGUUUAAAUGGAUUCUGCCUGCAGUUAUUUGUGCAUUGCUUGUUAAAGUGUGCAGUUGUGCACAUGUGUGUGUGUUUGUGUGCGUCCUAUCUCAGCCUGCAGAUAGAAUUUUUGUAGACUUGAUGUUUUCAUGUUAGUUGGCAUCCCAUCCUGCUGGCCUUUUCUGGCAUUUCCCCACGACACUAGCAAUUCAUCUACCCCGUGUGACAAAAGUCCAGUGACACAAUCAACCGGAAUUCACAGUUGCACAUCAGUGGAAAAAAAAAAUCACAACUGAAAGCACAGAAAGUCAGAGCUGAAAGCAACCAACCAUGGAGCCCCACAGAGGUAUGUGGCCCCUUGUAAUUCUGCAGCAAAAGGGAUGCAAGAACUGCAUUACAGUUUCUCUUGCUCCUUCCUAGGCCUGAUGAUAUCUCUAUUGGGCUAUGGUCUUUUGGAGGGUAGAUGAAUUCCCUUUACUAACUCAAUAGUGUUUUAGUUUUUUGUUUUUGUUUUUUUAAAUAUAUAUAUAUCCAUUUUAGUUAGCAUCUACCUCUCGGAAAUGAAAGGAGGGUUGAUUUAAGGAUGAGUAUAGACGUUUAAUAAAAAUGAUGUGAUUUGAAUUUUUAAAAUUGCAAACCAUUGGUUCCCCCCGCCCUUAUGUAAAGGACAAUGAGUGUUGUGUAAAUAGUAAACUUUAAGAAGCAUGAAUUUUCAUCUUUAUUAACGAUCUUGACAUAAGCGAGAGAAUGGUUAAUAUGUUAAGUAGAGCCAACCGAGUAUGCUGUCAAAAAGCAUUGUCUUUGGGAAAUUUUUGUAUAAUGACCUGGGGCAUAAGUUGUGAGGAAAAGGUAAAUGGGUUCUCAGUUUCAGUCAUACUUAAUGAUUAGAAAGCUAAAAGGUAUUUUCUUUAAGAACAUAAUUAAGUUCAAUCUCUAGCAUGACUUAAAAGUAGGUCCCUUGAAGGUUAAUCCAUGUGCUGGUGCAGGCUUUGAGAUCUAGUCUGUUCAAUAGAUCUUUCUCCAAUGAUGGAAAUGUUCUAUGACCUAUGCGGUCCAAUAUAGUGGCCACUGGCUAGUGGGCAGUUGAAGCGGGGUUAGUACGACUGAGGAACUGGAUUUUGUAUUUUAUUUCAUUUUAAGUUAUUUAAACAUAGUCACUCACUUUUGGCUGGUGGCUACCAUAUUGGAUCGUGUAAAUCUGGAGGGUUGCGCGGUAGGAUCUAACAUGAGAGUGUUAACAGAGUAAGGCUAAGAAGACAGUUUGUGGUUUAGUAACAUGCAGUUGGCUAAAAAAAAUCCUUUCUGGGCUUGAUCUCAAGUAUGAUGAUUAAAAUUCAUUGAUUGCCCUUUGGGGUUAUUACUUUCAUACUUUGGGCCCAAGAAUGGUCAGUGAAGCUUAAAGAGUGCUUUAUGAAGCCCCUUUUCUGGGAUCAUUAGCUGUAUGUGAAUCUAUUGUCCAAAAAUAGUAGUUAGACAGUAGCUGUAAAAACUUUUGACUUGCAAGCUAUGCAUGACCUGUACUAUGAAACUGUGUUUAGGGUCUUAUGGCCAAAAACAAAUGUUACAGAAAAAAAGAAAAAAAAAAAACCCUAAUGAAAUUCCUCUUCACUUUGAGCAUCUUACCCAGACUUCAUCACUGCAUGAGUAAGGUGUGAAAUGUAAGAGAAAUCAUGUUUUGCAGUGUUCAUAGAGGGUUUUUUGUUUGCCCUUGAAGUCUGCCGGCUCGUCGUCGUGUUGGGUGUGGGCAUAUGUGGGCAUCCUUUUUCAGAUACCAGACUACAACAUAGGGACUGUUUUUAGAGUGAGAUUUGACACCUGUCAUUUGGUUUUUCCUUUUAUCCCUUAACGCUGAACAAAUCGCAAAUUUGCAGCCUUGCACAAAGGCAUUUUUUUUUACAUUAAAAAACAUUGCCCAUGGAAUUUAAAGACUGGAGGGUUAUUAAAGUUACUAAAAUUGCUUUUUAAGUGAGUAAAGGAAAGCAGAAACUUCAGUUGGAGAUAUAUUUUCAUAGAAAGAUGAGACUCUCCUGGUAGUAUGGUAUUUGUUAUGGUCUAGAUUUUGAUUUGAAGAGUUCCCAUUGCUGUAUUUGAAAUCCCGUGCUGUGUCAAAAUUGGCUAGUCUGCUUUUCAUUGUUUCUGAAUGUUAGGUAAACAUUGCGUUUGUCUCAAUUUAGCAAAAUCUGGUGAAUUUUUUUUCCUAGAACUUGUCAGUGGGCGUGACCUUUUUAGCUUUUAAAAUUAUUUAGUUUUUUUUUUUUUCCAAAAUGGUAGUUUUUCUUUAGACUUAAGAGGAAUUUAGAGGUCCAGAGGUUAUUGGUAUGAGAGGAGUGAUAUCGAAAAGGUUUGAAUUUCUAUCUUCUCCUAAAAGAAUGAUGCUGCCAAUCAGUCAGUGUUUUGUUUCCAUACAAGUUGUGUCACCAGUCAGUUGAUCUGUCAUCCUUGACCUGGAAGGAGAGACUGUUCCUUGCCAUUUUCAUCACUCCCAGGAAAAUAUCACUUAUAAUAUAACCCUUACCAAAACAGAAGCUCCAAAGAAGAAUGAAGUAAUCAAGAAAACUCAGUGACUGUGUUGAAAGUAGUAGUCUAUCUCAAAAGCAAUGAAGAUCAGUUAAAUAUUAUUAAGCAUGAAAUACUUCUAAAAAAUAAGUGGAAAUUCAAUCCAUUGAUUUUUUUUUUCUGACAUGAUUCACUAUAUAUAGAUACACAUAUCUGUAUCUGCACAUACAGGUGUAGACAUACAUGUAGACACACACACAUGACUUACCUGUAACAGGAGUUAAAAAAUCAAGUACAAAAUGUUAGUCACAUUUUCCAAUUUGUGGGUUAUAUAAUGUUGAAUUUAGAUAUUAAUUUCUUAACAAAUGCUAUGGGCUGCAUACAUUAUAUCAAACCAACCACCUUUGGGAAUGUCUAGAUGAAUAAACCCUUGAGACUUCAAGCAUAUGAAGAGGUGGGUUCUACUGUACACAUUUUAUUGGAAAGCCAUUGAUGAUCGAAGAACAUAAGCAGGUGGGGCAUUUAAUUUCCGUGUUUCAAAUGGCUUGUUUUUUGGCUCUGUUCAGGCAUCAUGGGUGGAGUACCAUUAUUCCUAAACUCUUGCAGCAUGGCUCCAAUUUUUCGGCACAAGUUUACUUGCACAGUUGGGCCAAGGGAUUUUUUUUUUUUUUUUUUUUUUUUUUUUUUUUUAGGAUUCACUGCCUGGGGUAUCCCACUAUGUAUAUUUCACUUAUGAUGUGGUGGUGCUUGAAAACACUCAUCUUGUUAGCUGGACUUUAUUAUUCUAGUCUAAGAUUUUUGAUACGAUUCAUAUUAAUGAUCUUUUUAGGGACAAUCAGUAAUAUUUGGGGCAAAGUACAGAGGAGUCUCUUGAAGUCUGAAAAGGCAUGCAUUUUCUUUGUUUUUCUGGGGUGCUCUCUUAUAGUCCCUGUUCUAGAACACUGCUCUAAAUUCAUCACUACGGGCUGUAGGGCUGGUAGCCUGUGUGAAAGUUUUCUGUAUUCUCCCUGUGAGUUAUUGGGUUAUUCCAACAAGAGUUUUCCAAAGGGGGAUGUUCCAUUUUUCAUUUGACAUUUGCUUUUUGAGAAUCUGGAAGUAGACGAUUGAAUGUGAGGGUGGUAAAGGAGCAUGGGCUGUAAGGAGGAAAAAGAGGAGGAAGAUGUCCCCUGGAAGGGGAGCGAGGAUCAACCUCAAUCGGUGUCAUCUGUUUAAAUGGGAGGACAGAGUAGCUACUAUCAUACACCGUGGUUCAGGAAACUCCUGGUCUGAUUUUUCUGGCUGAGAGACAGAUCUGUGGGAGCAGUGAAGAUGCGGCCUCAGGUCUAUAGCAAUAGAUAGAUGUGCUCAAGACAGUGAGAAAAUACUUGCAGAAAAGGAGAGAAAUCUGUAAUGGGAACAUGGGUCGAGAACAAAGUAUAUAGGAGCUGAAGGUCAGUCGUGGCAGAAACCAGCUGAAGAAAGAAACACAGGGACGACUAGGAAUAACUUAAGACAAGCACAAUUAAAUUCCAGAUGUUUAAGUUGAAAACCUAUAGGGAGUGGGCUCGGCCAAUGACAGGAUCCAAGGAGGGCCCCCCGGGUUGUCCACAUGCUAGACAAUCUCAGAGCCUGCUUUAGAGUUGGUUGCUGAGUCAUUACAGACAAACUCUAGUAACACCCUCUUAGCAGUGGAAUGCAAUGCCUGUGCCUAUGGAUGUAUGCCGACUUGAGUAGGUUGAUACUAUUGGGAAGACUCGUUCAAGAAUAUUUUGUUUUUCAAUCCUGGUUGUUGUCAUUUAUUAUAUUUUCUUUAUUCCACCACGUGUUCCUGUUUGCCUCACUUGACAGUUGCAGGAGGGGAGGCUGGUGUCAGCUUGGGGUGGGUGCAGACUUCCCCAUCAUAAGCCAUGCGGCUGCUCUGGAGGAUUCCUGCCGGUCUUCCAGCUCCACUGGUGGGUUCCCUGGCCCUCUUGAUAACUAAUAUUCCAGUCAGAUGGCUAGAUUAAUGCUGCUCAGAGGCUAACUCAAGUCCUUGACAUGUUUCAUUCACAAUUAUGUGGAUUAUUUAUUUUAGGAGCUUUUCUUUUGAAGGGCCAAAUAGCCCUACAGAUAAAUGAGCUGCUGGGCCAUGUAGAAAAUAUUGUUCAAAUGUUGCCAAAUAAUUGACUUUGUAAGGGGGAUAUCAAGCUGCUGUUUAUAAAUCUGAAUGUCUUAAAAGCAUUCUUGCUUGCUCUCUCUGGUGUAGAUGGUGUCUUAGCAAGUCCUGAGUUUUUCCAAGGAACCCAAUUUUAAUAUAUGGUAUUUUUGUAUGCCAAACUGGUGUCUUGUCCUUUGUAUAUGUGGUAAUGUUGAUUUUAUGACUACUGUUAAAACACAUUUGCUAUGAUUAAAAUUCAUAAAACGAUUUCAAA